AUGGGAAUCCAUGAAGAUUCUAGGCCUUCUGGGGCCCUGGGUGGCCUAUACGGGGAGAUUAUGGCAACAGAGACCCCCAUGCUUGAAGCCCAUCCACUGCAGCCUCUCAUAAAGAACUUGAAUACAGCACUUUAUGCUAACUCAUUAAUUGGAGUUGGAAUAGCUUCUAGUUUGUACCAUACUUCACAAGGAGAGAUCAGAAAAUAUUUGAGAUGGGCAGACUAUACAAUGAUUGCCACUUCAACACUAUGCUUAUCAAGAGCCCUUCGGGACGAGAAUCCAAAAUUUCUAAUGGCAGCAUCAACAUUGCUCCUACCAUUUCAACCCCUGAUGGUUUCAGCUGUCCACACUGGGAUAAUGGAGGUUUCAUUUGCCAAAAGAGCAUCAAUAGAUCCAGAGCUCAAGAUGGCACAUAACCUACACAAGAUGUCUCUCCUGGGAGGUGCGCUAUUCAUCGCUGAUGAUGUCUUCCCACAAACUUCCUACCUCCAUGCAGCAUGGCAUCUAGCUGCAGCGCUGGGUGUCGGCACAUGCAACAAGCUGCUUGAGUGA
Miscanthus lutarioriparius is the source of this 552-nucleotide messenger RNA. NCBI's taxonomy places the organism in Eukaryota, Viridiplantae, Streptophyta, Magnoliopsida, Poales, Poaceae. The record is from the annotation of a GenBank genome assembly.